AGCCGUUUUGACUGAGCCGUGUCGUCGGGGUUGGCGGUUUCUCGUCGCCCGCAUAUAAAUGGAAUGAACUCAAAAGUUUCAAAUCUGCGUGCUGCUUAUGCCAUUCUUGGGAGAGAAAUUCUUUGAGAUUCAGAUCUAAAAAAUGGCGACAGUGUCUCCACUGGCUAAAUACAAGCUGGUGUUCUUGGGUGAUCAAUCUGUAGGCAAAACGAGCAUCAUCACUCGCUUCAUGUACGAUAAAUUCGACACCACUUACCAGGCUACCAUUGGGAUUGAUUUUUUGUCCAAAACAAUGUACCUUGAAGAUCGAACCGUUCGUUUGCAGCUUUGGGAUACUGCUGGGCAAGAGAGAUUUAGGAGUCUCAUACCAAGCUAUAUCAGAGAUUCUUCUGUUGCUGUAAUUGUCUUUGAUGUGGCCAAUAGGCAAUCAUUUUUGAACACUUCUAAGUGGAUUGAGGAGGUACGAACAGAACGAGGCAGUGAUGUUAUUAUUGUCCUUGUUGGGAACAAAACUGAUCUUGUUGAUAAAAGGCAAGUAUCUAUAGAGGAAGGAGAUAACAAGGCAAAAGAGUUUGGAGUGAUGUUUAUAGAAACUAGUGCAAAAGCAGGGUUCAAUAUUAAGCCUUUAUUCCGGAAAAUUGCGUCUGCCUUGCCGGGAAUGGAAACACUUUCUUCAACCAAACAAGAAGACAUGGUUGAUGUGAACCUUAAGCCCACUGUGAAUUCAUCCCAGAGUGAGCAGCAAGGAGGAGGUUGCGCAUGUUAAGAGAUACUGUAUAAGAAAAGAUAGAAAUUGAAGCACUUUCAAUACUCAGUUAUACCCCCAAUUGGAAUUAAAAUACAUGAGGAAUGGUGAUUUUGACAAGAACUGCUCUGAGAUCAAGAACAUAUUUGCAACAGACUGAUGCUAUUUGUUCAAUAUGCCAUCAGGUUUCCAGUUUCUGAGGGCAGAAAUCCACAAGAUGGUAAAUCGACACUUGAUGUGUUUCAUUCGUUUUGUUUUUCAUUUUAUUUUAUUUUAUUUUCGCUGAAACUUCUUUCUUCUUUGUGAUUUAUUCUUGAACAAUAUUCUUUUUCUUUUUUUUAAUUGCCAUAGAAGGACAAUUUUCAGUUAUCCAUUAUGCAAUUGGAAAAUUUUUAUUACUCUGUAA
Messenger RNA from Hevea brasiliensis (rubber tree), 1151 nucleotides. Its product is annotated as ras-related protein RABH1e. The record is from RefSeq and is a predicted model, not a curated record. NCBI's taxonomy places the organism in Eukaryota, Viridiplantae, Streptophyta, Magnoliopsida, Malpighiales, Euphorbiaceae. Gene Ontology annotation, molecular function: GTPase activity; GTP binding. The transcript has 6 exons. The coding region runs from base 143 to 766 and encodes 207 amino acids.